Molecule: messenger RNA, 3833 nt
Organism: Schistocerca gregaria
Lineage: Eukaryota; Metazoa; Arthropoda; Insecta; Orthoptera; Acrididae
Gene: melt
Product: protein melted
Exons: 18
Coding region: 315-3197 (960 amino acids)
Biological process (GO): regulation of signal transduction
Cellular component (GO): plasma membrane
Molecular function (GO): phosphatidylinositol-5-phosphate binding
Source: RefSeq, a predicted model, not a curated record
UUAUGGUUGCGUUUUUGUUUACGGAUGUUUACGUUGCCUAACCUGUCUGUUUAAAAAUAGUGUCAAUGGGUGAAAGUAGCCACAUGAAAGAUGUGGCAUAUUGUGUUUACGAAAAAUAAUGUUGCAAAGAAUUGGCGGUACAUAUGAUACGUCUCAGUUAACUGAAAAAAAGUCGUUGAACGUAACAUGAAGAAAACCGAUCUAUGUGAACCUGUUUUUCAUCUUAUUUUGCACUAUAAGAGGAAUGUGUAGUAAUUUUAUAUACUCACAUAGAUCUUUGCUUGUGAAGGACAAGACAAUAGUACAUUCCAAAGAUGCAUGAACUUUUUAUGCAGGUUCUAGGAAAAAAGGAUCUAUCAAAGGCGGGUGAUUUAUUUUCUGUAGCUGAUCAGGCUAUAGUAAAUGAUCUGACAGAAGUUGUGAAUACUAUUGCAGAAAUUACCAGUUUGCCUGAUUAUGUGAAUAAUGACAAUGACCAGAGUGUUGUAGAAAUCUGCAUUACUCGUGUUACGUCAUGUAUAAGAGAAACUGGCUCAAUCCAGCAACAUUCUGAAGCUUUAGUUGGCUUGUUGGAAUCAUGUUUGAAUCACAAUUUAAAACCAUCCCCGAAAGAUGAGGAUCCACCUCAUGCAAAAAUAGCCUCCGAUAUAAUUUCUUGCAUUUUUCUGAAUUAUGGCAAAAAGGAUGUUAUGAAAAGAGCAUUGCCAGUUGCUGUAAAAUUCCUGCACAAAGGCAACAAGGAGCUUUCUCGUAAUAUGGCCUCUUAUCUUUCGCUUGCAGCUAUAGAAAAUGCUGACCUUUUAUCGCAACAUAUACAACUUAUCAUUGAUUCAAUAAUAUCAGGAAAUUACCCCCUGUGUCGUGUGCUUCCACAAAUGUAUGCUGUUAAUAAGGAACCUCUUCACGAUCAUGUGAUGGCACUUGUAUCAUUGAUGCCACUAUGUGAUAACUCAGAGAAAUUGGCACUGUUAAAUCUGUUUGCUCUUAUCGCAAAAGAGAAACCACAGUUGCUGGAACCUAGCUUACCCCAGCUAUGCGAGUAUUUAAGUGCUGGUCCUACUGCAUCAGCCACAUUACAAGUAUUCUUGGACAUGGCAGGAAAAAGACCUCAGCUGUUGCUGGAUCACGUACCAAAAAUAAAACAAACUGCUGAGAGUUAUCCGAAUACACUUUGUCUAGCUGCACAAGUCAUUUCAUCUGUAGGAAAACUGAGCAAGGACCGGGCACAGGAGGCACUGAAUUUUGUGUUAGAGCAGUUGCACAAAGCAGACCGUGGGAGUCAGGGUACGCUGCUCAGAGAAGCAACAUUGCUGUGUAGCAGUUAUCCAGUGUUGUUCACAGACAAGAUGUUGGCAGAGGUGCGUGGGCACAAAACCCAGACCAACUCAGUCCCAGCUGCACAGCAUCCUGCACCAGUGCACAGUUCGCAGGUUAAUCAGACUUGUGGAGGUGUAACAAUUGUGAAAGUUGGAGGAAGUAGACCUGAUCUUCAACAGCAACAGCUUCUUCAUUCUCAACAACAGUCUGCCUUGACAUCUGUUGCAGCAAACAAAGAACUUGUUUGCACAUCUCAAAUGGUCAGAAUGCAGCAGGAAGGUGGAUGGCUAAAUCGUCAAGAAGCAAAUCGACUGGUAGUUAGUCGACCAAGAUUGGGAGGUGAUAGCCGUAGUACAGGUCGUCUGCACACAUCAGCUGCCCAUCGGAGCAUGACACGACUUAAUGUUGGUGGCAGUCGUGUUGGAUCUGUGGGAGGUUUGCAUAAGAGCAUGACAAGAUUGAGUUCAAGCCAACAGAUAAACCAGAUUUCUGUUGCAACUGCAGCCAGUGGAAAUAGGAGUGUUACAGCUAUCAAUGGAGCAGGAGGUGGAGGGAGACAGUACCAUGCGUCAGCUGUUGCCGCAGCGGUGCCACAUCACCAACAUGUCUCGAGUGGUGGUGUGACUGUCACCACAACAGCAUCACCAAGCAAAAAUAGCAUGGGCAGUGGUACAGGGUUGAGAGAUGACCUAAUGCUAUCAAUCUCUACAUCAUACCCGCAGCCCACUACUCAACCAGGUCCAUUAGUUAUCCAAGCAGGAGGUGGGAAUAACAAUGUUUGUCUGAUGAGUCAGUCAGGGACACGACUGGCAGCAACAGCAGUCUCCAGUGGCCGAUCCUGUCUCAGUGGCUCAGGAAAUGUGGCAGCUAGUCCACCACCUCCAGUUACAUCUGCUGUCACUACCCGACGCCCUAAUACAAGCGUCACUAUUAUUAACAAUUGUCAGAACAGUGUAGCUGCUACUGCUCAGAGAAUUAGUGUUUUUGAGCCAUACCCAAUGCGGGAUACAGUUCAACACUUUUGUGAAAAACAUUUGGACAAGAUAAAAUCUUACAUGGACAAAGUAUCAGUACGAAUACCACCACCAGCAAAGUGUACAAUUGAAGAGAGGCGAGCUAAAAAGGUGGCAAAAUUGCAUUUUGCAUGUCAAGGACGUGGUGAACAUUGUCUGUACAACAGAACAUUCUUCACAAUGAAGACUAGAAAUCCACGUAUUUGGAUUCAUCUUAUGUUCUUAGCUCUACAGGCACGCUCCGAUUCAGCACUCAGUUCACGUGAUUCUUCUGUCAGUAGUCUGAAAAAUUGUUGGGACAUUCUGAAGUGCGAGAAUAAGACAUUUUUGACACUAGUCACAUCUGCUUUUCCAUGUUCAAAGGAUCAAGAUGCGUUAUUGAAUGAACUCAGGCAUAGUGGUUUCUUUGAUGUAUUUGAAUGUUCUGGAGGACAGUGGGGUUGUUUUCUAUGCAACCAUCCAGAGAGAGCAGUGGGUUUCCUUCAAGACAGCCAGCCAGUUAUUGAAGGACAGUUGAAAGAAAAGAAAGGUCGCUGGAAAAUUUUCAGAAGGUGGAGGACGCGAUAUUUCACACUUUCUGGAGCACAUCUUUCCUACAAAGGCUCGAAAGAUGACAAGGAUGUUACCCCUAUAGAAGUAAACCAAAUAAGGAGUGUUAAAGUGAGUCGAGGUGCUCGCAAUAUCCCAAAAGCAUUUGAGAUAUUUACUGGAGACCAGUCACUCAUACUGAAACCAAAGGAUGGAAAAAAUGCAGAAGAAUGGGUGCAGUGCCUUUCAAUUGUUGUUGCUCAUUCUCAUUCUCGGGAGGUACCUGCUAAAAGUAAUUCACUUCCUGCUCGAGGAGCCAGCUUACGUACUGCUGUUUGAAGUUAGAUUGUUUUAUUUGAGAAUGUAUAUAUGGCACCAUCAUACUAAACAUAUUUUUAUAGUACUUAAUAGAGAACAACAGCCAUUAACACACUCCAGGAUUUGCUUAGAAUGCGGGUCUCCGUGUGUGUGUGUGUGUGUGUGUGUGUGUGUGUGUGUGUGUGUGUGUGAUGGCAUCAUUGUCAAUAAGACAUUAAUAAUAUUAAGAAGUAAAUUUAAGAAAUCUUUUAAAUAAGAUCACAAGUGAUAUGUGGGCCAUACUGAACAUACAUGAUACCUUCUGUAAUGUGUCUGUAUCCUCUCUCUCUCUCUCCAACCCACAGAAAGAUCUUUUUGUGCAAGUUGUAAAAAUUGUUCCCCAAUGUAAAUAUGGUGAUGUGUCAUUGCUUGUUUCAAGAUUUUUCUAUGGUAAUCAAUUUAAAGAGUAUACUUUGAUAUAAAGAGAUUUUCUACACUUUCUGUCAGUCCUUAGUUGUCACACCUUUAUGGGAGACUGAACAUCGAUUGUAAGGUUCCCGACAGAUUGUGACAUCAAUUGAAAAUACUUGUUAGUUGUCUACUUGGAGAAACCUGAGGAAUUGUGUUUUCACACACACACACACACACACACACACACACACACACACACACACACAC